Knipowitschia caucasica is the source of this 201-nucleotide messenger RNA. Lineage: Eukaryota; Metazoa; Chordata; Actinopteri; Gobiiformes; Gobiidae. The record is from the annotation of a GenBank genome assembly.
AUGACAUCGCUGGCCCUGGUGUCCACCUGUGUCCCUGCCACCUGCCGCGGAGCUCUCAUUAUCCGGGACGCGAUGUUCCGCGGCAGAGGACAUGACAGGGGGCCAGAGUUUGCCAGAGGAACACUCCAAAAGAUGAUCCUGUCCACAUGUGCUGCACUCAGCUCCGUGGAUUCCUCUCUCCGACUGAACAGUAUGGCCUAA